Molecule: messenger RNA, 603 nt
Organism: Prorocentrum cordatum
Lineage: Eukaryota; Dinophyceae; Prorocentrales; Prorocentraceae
Source: the annotation of a GenBank genome assembly
AUGUGGGAGGCGAAGCUGGAUCCCGACGUCAUCAGCUACAGUGCUGGGAUCAGUGCGUGCGAGAAGGGCGAGCAGUGGCAGUGGGCCCUGGCGCUGCUGAGCGAGAUGUGGGAGGCGAGGCUGGAGCCCGAAGUCAUCGUCAGCUACAGUGCUGGGAGCACCGCGUGCGAGAAGGGAGGACAGUGGCAGCAUGCGCUGUGGCUAUUUAGGCAGGUGUGGGAGGUGACGUUAGAGCGCGACGUGCUCAGCUACAACGCUGGGAUUACUGCGUGCGAAAAAGGCGGACAGUGGAAGCAAGCGUUGAAUCUGCUCUGGGAGAUGCGGGAUGUGCCGUUGGAGCCAGAUUCAAUCAGCUACGUCGCAGGGAUUACCGCGAGCAGGAAGUGGGAGCAGGCACUGUCGCUGCUCAGUUUGAUGGGGGAGGCGAAGUUCAAACCGGACGCUAUCAGCCACAGUGCUGUCAUAGGGGCGUGCGAGAGGUCUUCAGGCGGUUUGGGGGGAUCCUCUAAUUUGUUUUCUGGCCGGUACAUCGCACGUUUUCCCGUAUCUCGGGGGACAUGGAGCGCGCGGUCAUCGUGUGGAAGAAGACGCAUGGGUGAGUGA